Molecule: messenger RNA, 1259 nt
Organism: Vanessa atalanta (red admiral)
Lineage: Eukaryota; Metazoa; Arthropoda; Insecta; Lepidoptera; Nymphalidae
Exons: 2
Coding region: 623-1063 (146 amino acids)
Source: RefSeq, a predicted model, not a curated record
UGCUUUUCGUUUCCUAAUUUUUAUUAUUUCCUUUUCUAGUUUUUAAAUAUUUAUUACUUGUUGAGUUUUUCUAUCACGUACAUUUCUAAUUGUAGUUUAAUUAUUAUUUUAUAUUUACAAGAAAACGUGCUAAAGUCCUUCAAACAGCUCAGUUACAUCAUGUUAAUUUCUAAGUAACCUAUGUUUUGAAACCCAUUUUGUAUAUAAGAAGAGUAAUUACAAAAUUUUAAUACUCACACCAAUAUGGGGCUUCGAAUAUUUUUGUCAACAUUGCUGUUCAUAGCACAGGGUUACGAUGGAUCAGCUCAAUGUAGAAGUCGAGUGGAAUUCGUGUCACCGCCUGCAACACUUUCAACUACGUCAUAUAUCCAGCCGACAGGAAAAUUUGUAAUCCCAGCUGUUAUAAAGCCACUAAUUGACAACUGCUACGAACCUCCCAGUGUACCAAGUUUUUCCGACUAUAACUGCUACAAUUAUCCGAACUAUCCUUUGUACCCACCAUCUGUACCACCUUACUGUGUUGGCGGACGUGACGACGAUGAUGACUUCCGGUCUCUUUUAUACUUUCUUAUAUUUGCCUUAAAAAAUAGAUCGGGAAAUUCCUGCGGAUUUGAAGGUUAUAAUGGGGGAUGUGGAUGUGGCUGUGGAGGAAAUUGUGGAUGUGGAGGCAACAGUGGAGGUCGAGGAGGGUGUGGAUGUGGAGGCGGCUGCGGAGGUGGCUGUGGCUAUGGAGGUGGCUUCGGAUAUGGAGGAGGUUGCGGUUGUGGGUGCAGCGGGUUUGGAGGAGAUUGUGGAUGCGGAGGUGGCUGCGGAUGUGGAGGAAACUGUGGCUGUGGGGGUGGCUUUGGAUAUGGAGGAGGUUGCGGAUGUGGAUGCGGUGGCUUUGGAGGGGAUUGUGGAUGUGGUGGAGGCUUUGGUUAUGGAGGAGGGUGUUUCUGUAACGGGGGAUGCAAUAAUGGAGGAUAUCUUGGUAACGAUGGCGGAUACUGCGGAUGUGGCUGCCAAAAUCGCUUUUUCGAUUUCAACAAUGGAAAUGGUGUUACCUACAUUCCAUAUCCAAUAAUUGUCCCUACUAAUGGCUGUAUUUGUUGUGAUACAAAUUCAUAUAGCACCCAUGAAGAUAAUAAUGUGCCAUUACAAGCUUACUAUGGGAAAGAUACGAACGAAAUUAAUAUAAUAUUUAAGCCCGAAGACUGUUUAUAAAUGCUGUCAUAAAAAUAAUUUGUUUUAUUUGUUUCAAAUACAUAUAUAAAUAUAGA